Molecule: messenger RNA, 570 nt
Organism: Polyodon spathula (Mississippi paddlefish)
Lineage: Eukaryota; Metazoa; Chordata; Actinopteri; Acipenseriformes; Polyodontidae
Gene: fmc1
Product: formation of mitochondrial complex V assembly factor 1 homolog
Exons: 2
Coding region: 45-389 (114 amino acids)
Cellular component (GO): mitochondrion
Source: RefSeq, a predicted model, not a curated record
CCCCUGCUCGAUGCUCUCGGUUUUCUCCUCUGCAGAGUCGCGACAUGUCGUGCUCCGGGAGAGUCGCGCCGCUGCGGGCGUGUCGCGCUAUCCUGAGAGAGCUGCGCGCUGCGAAGGGACCCGGGUACCGGCGCGCCCCGGCGCACAGAUUCGUCCUGGACCGGUUCCGACAGAACCGGGUGACCAAUGAGAAGCUGUGUCGCUCUCAGCAGGAUCUCCUCCACCAGGCUUCCUCGUACCUCUGUCUGCUCCAGAGCACCCGCCUGCACCUCUCUCUGCACACAGAGUACCACGGAGAGGGGGCCACCAGGGAAAAGCCGCUGGAGGACCUGGCACGCAUGGUGGGGCUGACAAUGCCUACACAGCCUGGAGGGAAGGGGUGGGAGUGAGAGAGGAGAGAAGAGAAGAGAGGAGAGGAGAGGAGAGGAGAGGAGAGAGGAUUUCUCGAGUUCUUCUGCUCUUCAGUCCAGCCUGCAACCCAAACUAGGCUCUUCCAAAAACUCCCCAUCUCCCGGAUUGCUUUUCAUUUAAGGUGUUCUGUAUAAAUAAAGAUAUUAUUGUUUGAUUGAA